Molecule: messenger RNA, 305 nt
Organism: Staurois parvus
Lineage: Eukaryota; Metazoa; Chordata; Amphibia; Anura; Ranidae
Source: the annotation of a GenBank genome assembly
CACUGAUUGGCAUUGAUAGGUGGCACUGACUGGCACCGAUGGUUGACACUGAAAGGCUCAGAUGGGCACUGAUAGGUGGCAUUGAUGUGCACUGGUAGGCACUGAUAUGUGGCAUUGAUGUGGCACUGAUGAGCACUGACACAAGGCACUGAUGGACACUGACAGGUGGCACUGCUGGGGCUACACUGAUCAUCAGGGCACACUGAUCAUCAGUGCCCUUAGGAUCACUGUCAGUGUGACAGCUCGAGAGGAGAGAAAUGCCGAUAACCGGCAUUUCCGUGUUUACAUGUGAUCAGCUGUGAUGG